AUGUGGGGACAAGAUGCAGAACUAUUGAAGGAAUAUUUCCUUACAGAGCAAGAAAGGAAUUCAUCAUUUAUGUUUGAAAUAGAUGCAGAUGAUGAAUUGGUAUUUGCAUGUGCAGUCUUAAGCGAUGAAAGAGCUGAAUCUUUUGUUUGGUUAUUUAAGCUAUUAAAGAAGAGCAUGCCUGCAAACACCCCAAAGAUAAUUAUCACUGAUCAAGAUCCUGCAAUGAUAAAGGCUGUAGCUCAGAGCUUAUCGAAUACAUUCCAUAGGGAUUUUUACAAGGAUUUCAAACAUUGCAUUUGGGAAUCAGAACGUCCAGAAGAGUUUGAAAGAAAAUGGGCUUCUAUCAUCGAAAAGGCGAACCUACAUGACAAUAAAUGGUUAAAGUCAAUAUUUGAACUACGUUCGAGAUGGGUGCCGGCAUAUGUUAAUCAUGUAUUCUCAGCUGGAAUGUCAAGUAGCCAACGUACAGAAAGCUCUUAUGCAUUUUUAAAGAGGGUACUUGCACAUCAACAUCAUGAAGACUUAAGUGGAGAAGCCUGUUUUGAAAUUGCCAUUGGAAAUGGAGAAGCAAAUGGCUGA
Messenger RNA from Ziziphus jujuba (common jujube), 579 nucleotides. RefSeq names its product protein FAR-RED IMPAIRED RESPONSE 1-like. Lineage: Eukaryota; Viridiplantae; Streptophyta; Magnoliopsida; Rosales; Rhamnaceae. The transcript is spliced from 4 exons. Gene Ontology annotation, biological process: regulation of DNA-templated transcription. Bases 1 to 579 code for a protein of 192 amino acids. The record is from RefSeq and is a predicted model, not a curated record.